This is a messenger RNA of Psylliodes chrysocephalus, 342 nucleotides long. Lineage: Eukaryota; Metazoa; Arthropoda; Insecta; Coleoptera; Chrysomelidae. The record is from the annotation of a GenBank genome assembly.
AUGUUCAGUGCCAAAGUUGUUAUCUUCCUAGUUGCUGUAGCUGUAUGCUAUGGAGCACCAAAUGCCAGACUCGGCAAACAUCACCUAAAGAUUGAAAAUGGCGUUGAUGCUAAAAUCGAAGAUUAUCCAUUCGUAGCUUCCAUCCAAUCAUGUUCGGAGAACGACUGCGAACACCAUUGCGGUGCUAUAAUCAUUAAUAAAAACUGGGUAUUGACCGCAGCUGGUUGUGUUGAUAUUGAACCUACGGUUGCUGUUGGAACUACUGACUUACACGGAAAAGACACAGUUUUUGUUGAAGUUGCAUCCAUACACGCUCAUCCUGACUUCCCAGAGGAUGGGUAA